This is a messenger RNA of Epinephelus fuscoguttatus (brown-marbled grouper), 973 nucleotides long. It is a transcript of the gene aurkaip1, whose product is annotated as aurora kinase A interacting protein 1. The coding region runs from base 131 to 757 and encodes 208 amino acids. Lineage: Eukaryota; Metazoa; Chordata; Actinopteri; Perciformes; Serranidae. The record is from RefSeq and is a predicted model, not a curated record. The transcript has 4 exons. Gene Ontology annotation, biological process: mRNA processing. Gene Ontology annotation, cellular component: mitochondrion.
AUUUUCUGUUGCUCGAGCCGGACGUAGGCUCCCGGAGUCACAUUGAGGACGAAAACCCCGGUCAAAGGAAUAUUAGGACCAGUGACCAGUCAACCCGUUCCUGAUGACUGUACUUUGAUGAUCAUUAACAAUGUUUAUUUCAAAGGUUGCCCCUCGUCUAUUACGUAGAGCAACAUGUGCACUUCAAGCCCAUGGAGAAGUUUUAAAUAUAUGUGCACAACCGGUUCUUCCAGCUUACUGCUCCUCGCUACAACAAAAACUAAGAAACUACUCAACAGCAGCAGACAACACACCUCCCCCUCGAUGGGUACAACUUGAGCCUGAACUGGAGGAGGCUCUGGUGCCGCGUAAACUGUCAGUAAGUCCUCUGGAGAGCUGGCUCUCCCUGCGCUACUCCCUUCCUCCCCUGCUGGAGUCCGCUCAGCCGCAGGAGGACGUUGGGCUGCUGGAAGAGAAGGUGCUGCCUCCCAUCUCUGUCCCCGUUUUGGAGGAUGGGGAGGGUUCAGCGACACCCCUUAAAUGUAAGAAUGUUCUGGAGAUUCGACGGCGGAAGAUUAACCGGCAUAAAUACAAGAAGCUGCUAAAACGGACUAAGUUCUUGAAGAGGAGAGUGAUGGAGGGCAGGGGGAGGAAGAAGCAGAAACGAUUUGAGGACGACAUGAAAAGGAUCUGGACACAAGCUGGACUGAAGAAGGCUCCGGAGGGGUGGCAAGCACCUAAGAUCUUUCUCAAACAUCACGGAAACAAAAGGGACUGAGAAACACUGACUGUGAUUCAAGUUCGUGUCACGUGAUCUCUCACACUGGACGGCUCUGCACACCUCACUUCACACGCUGCAGUUAAAACAAUCAGCCUACUCUGUGUUCUUCGCCGCAUGUCUCAGCGAUGAGGACGUAUUCCCCGAUGGCAUAUGUACAAUUAUUUUUAACAAAGUGUACAUAAUCUAAUAAAGAUCUUUCUGUGUCAAGCCCAA